This is a messenger RNA of Lagenorhynchus albirostris (white-beaked dolphin), 2325 nucleotides long. RefSeq names its product succinate-CoA ligase GDP-forming subunit beta (gene SUCLG2). Gene Ontology annotation, biological process: succinyl-CoA metabolic process; tricarboxylic acid cycle. Gene Ontology annotation, cellular component: mitochondrion; succinate-CoA ligase complex. The coding region runs from base 57 to 1355 and encodes 432 amino acids. The record is from RefSeq and is a predicted model, not a curated record. The transcript has 11 exons. Gene Ontology annotation, molecular function: succinate-CoA ligase (GDP-forming) activity; ATP binding. Lineage: Eukaryota; Metazoa; Chordata; Mammalia; Artiodactyla; Delphinidae.
GCCCUGCCUGGUUUGCCGCGGCCCGCCUGGCUCUCCGCGCAAGUUUUCUGGUUAAGAUGGCGGCCCCUGUGGUGGCGCAGGCCUGGAAACUACUGAGAGACCUGGCGCUCCGGUCCCCGCUCCUGGCGGCCAGGUCCCAGGUGGUUCAGUUAACCCCCAGAAGAUGGUUGAACCUGCACGAAUACCAGAGCAAGAAACUAAUGUCUGACAACGGAGUGAAAGUUCAAAGAUUCUUUGUAGCAGACACUGACAAUGAAGCUCUGGAGGCUGCUAAGAGACUAAAUGCAAAAGAAAUUGUUUUAAAAGCCCAGAUCUUAGCUGGAGGAAGAGGAAAAGGUGUCUUCAGUAGCGGUUUGAAAGGAGGCGUUCAUUUAACAAAAGAUCCUAAAGUUGUGGGACAGCUGGCUAAACAGAUGAUUGGGUAUAAUCUAGCAACAAAACAAACUCCAAAAGAAGGUGUGAAAGUUAACAAGGUGAUGGUUGCUGAAGCCUUGGACAUUUCUAGGGAAACCUACUUGGCCAUUCUGAUGGACCGGUCCUGCAAUGGCCCUGUGCUGGUGGGCAGCCCUCAGGGGGGCGUUGACAUCGAAGAGGUGGCAGCUUCGAAUCCAGAACUUAUUUUUAAGGAGCAAAUUGACAUUAUUGAAGGGAUAAAGGACAGCCAAGCUCAGCGGAUGGCCGAAAAUCUAGGCUUCUUUGGGCCUUUGAAAAACCAGGCUGCAGAUCAAAUUAAGAAGCUGUAUAAUCUCUUCCUGAAAAUCGAUGCUACUCAGGUGGAAGUGAAUCCCUUUGGUGAAACUCCAGAAGGACAAGUUGUCUGUUUUGAUGCCAAGAUAAACUUUGAUGACAAUGCAGAAUUCCGACAAAAGGACAUAUUUGCUAUGGACGACAAAUCAGAGAAUGAACCCAUUGAAAAUGAAGCUGCCAAAUACGACCUAAAAUACAUAGGACUGGACGGGAACAUUGCCUGCUUUGUGAAUGGUGCUGGACUCGCCAUGGCUACCUGUGACAUCAUUUUCCUGAAUGGUGGGAAGCCAGCCAACUUCUUGGAUCUUGGUGGUGGGGUAAAGGAAUCUCAAGUAUAUCAAGCAUUCAAAUUACUCACAGCUGAUCCUAAGGUUGAAGCCAUCCUAGUCAAUAUUUUUGGCGGCAUCGUCAACUGUGCCAUUAUUGCCAAUGGGAUCACCAGAGCCUGCCGGGAGCUGGAACUCAAGGUGCCGCUGGUGGUCCGGCUUGAAGGAACCAAUGUCCAUGAGGCCCAGAACAUUCUCAGUAACAGCGGACUCCCCAUUACUUCGGCCGCCGACCUGGAGGAUGCAGCCAAGAAAGCUGUGGCCAGCGUGGCUGAGAAGUGAUGUCUUUGUCCUGAUCCCUUGGAAGAAGAAGUGCAUUUACCCAUAAAAAGUAAUGGUUUUCUCAUCACUGUGAAGAAAAUGGUUAUCCCACUGGGGAAAAAACGGAGAAGGAAGGAGCAAGAAUCACUGUAAAAAAAACUCCAAUCUGUAUUUUCUUGAAUAUCUAAACAGCCUAAAUAAUCUGAUUUCUCUUAUAGUCUUCAUUAAAUUAAUGCCGUGCAUUCUAAUACUUCCCUGUCAUGGUGAGCUGGCUCCGUAGGCAUUAUUUUGCCAGCUUUGGGGAGCAGUCUUUGUGGCCAACCAGUGUGCAUGUGAGAUCAGGCCCUGGUUCAUUUACAACAAUUUUGGUGAACAUUUCGACCUGUGUAAUUAAAAAACACAAAACAAACAAACAAGCAAAAAAUCACAGGCUGUUAAAAAAAUCAGACAAGAUUACAUUACCAAAAGGUGCAGCUAAGACAUUGAAACAGAUAGGUGUUAUAAACUGCAACAGUUUUUACAAUUUCCAACUCCAACAUGUUUAGCAAAUCCAUAAAUAUUACAAAAUAUAUUUUACAAUGAAAGAUCUGCAGUCAGUACCCCAUACAUGUAAUCUACCAUUUGCCUUAAUAUUGAAUAUGCUGUUUACCUCCCACUAAAAAUAAAGCCAGAAGCCUUAUUUGUGAUUUUGGAGUAGAAGUGUCCCUUUUAAUAUCAAAACUGAAGAAGAUUGAUUCUUAUGGAAAUCUCUGACGCUCAUUUCAAGAUGAGACAACACUGAAAAUUAAAUUACACUGUGAGUGUCUCUGUCUUCUCUCCCCUCCCAUUUUCCCUCAGAAUCUACCACCUGGGAAAAUGUAAUUGGGAGAAUGCGGCUUUUUUGCAGUGUCCAUUUUUACGGUGGGAAUGCGAUUCAGGUUUUUGUUUAAAUUUUGGUAAAUUUUUAUCUGUACAGAAAUUCAAAUAAAAUCCUCUGUUUUGUAAACUCUAA